AUGGACAAGUCCCUUGCCGGCGAUACAGAUAUCUUUCAGAUCGACAGGUUUAUCAGUGAAACCUUUGAUAGCGGACUACUUAUUCUUGAUGAAAACGAGUUUGAGAAGGGUGAAUUCCUUGGAUCUGGGAGGUCUAUGUCCACAUACAAAGGGAAAUGGAAGUCCAGAUCGAGGCCCGUUGCUCUGAAGUAUAUCAACCUUUCUCCUCCAGUGGGAACGUCAUCUGCUGCUGCUCGUGGCACUGAACUUCAAAGUAUAUUAAGAUCUGCGGCAUUAGAGCUAAGAGUGCUCCAACAUGAGACCACUCGCAUCCAUCCAAAUAUAGUGGAAAUUUUGGCAGUCUCCUGGCAACAGAUCACUACGCUAACUGGUCAAUGUGAAAUAUAUCCUAUUCUGAUAAUGGAGCUUGCUUGUCCGGAUUAUCCUACCCUAGGAGAAUUGGCUAAGAAGGAGUUCCACAAUCUUUCACUGACCAUCAGACUUUCACUCCUCAGGGAUGUAUUUGAAGGCAUUGCUGUUCUGCAUGAACUUGACAUCGUCCAUGGAGACCUCAAACCUGACAAUGUUCUGAUAUUUCGUGAUGCAAGUGGAAAUCUAACCGCAAAGAUCUCCGACUUUGGAUUCUCCCAAGUUGAGUUACCGACUGGUAGCCCAAGCUUUGGAGCUGGAGGGACAGAAUACUGGAACGCCCCAGAAUGUUUGAGGGAUGCUCCCGAUCCCCUUGCGAUUUUCAGAAAGGAAAAGUCGCGGGACUUUUACUCCUAUGCCCUCUUGGCCGUUUCCAUUUUUCUAGGAGAGCCACCGUUUGACAAGCAAGGUUGGAAUCUUGCCGAAAUUUCGAGGAUGAAGUUGCAAGACGAGAUUAGUGGACAGUUUGCAUCGCGAUGGAGAUUUAUAGAGUCAAGAUUCAAGCAAGAUCCAACGCAGUGGCGUAAUCUGUCGGUUAACCGGGUGAAAAACGAUAAACAUGUCAUAUUCGCGGGGGGAGCUGCCUCCGUCAUGGGCAACCGUUCAACUCGGGCACACAGUCUUUGCAACCCCGCGAUUCCGCAUAAUUUACGGUUCGCGUUAUUUAAGAGUUUCCUAGUCUCGGCAAGGGAUCAGAAUCAAGCAAGGAGGACAAACGCUAUGGUAAACAUUGGCUAUUGCAUGAUAAAUGCGUUUGGGACACGGUUUGAUCUCCCUGAAGCUAUAGUUUGGUUUGGUAGAGCUGGCAUGGAAGGUGAUACAACGGGCCAGGAGAUGGUAUUCAGACUAGAAAGAGUUCUGAAGAAAAGCGCAACGGAGCUCGUCCUCGGACUGAAUAAUUCAACUCGAGUCAACUGGAUGGUGACGUGCCUUCUGCGAGAUCUUGGUGCUCCUCAACUUCCUAACAUUCUGCCGCCAGAAAUUCAUUUGGAGCGACCACAAGAUAAAUUGAAAGACAUUCUUCUAGGAUUCGAACCGGAACUGGUGGAGAGUGGCCUGAGGCGUGCCGUCGAUGACGCGAUUAUCAAAACUCUGGCGCUACAGAGCAAAGAUUAUAGUGAAGAUCCGGCUUGGAAGAGCUUCCCAGGGUUAUGGGAUGCAGUAGUCAGAGACGACCCUGCCGCUGUAAGUGAGCUCCUUGACGUCAACGAUCCCCGGUGGACUCCAAAUGUCAGGGAGACCUUCAUUCUCACCGCUUUGGAGCAAAGGGCUAUGAAUGUCCUACGAUCUCUUGUCUAUGAACACAAGUUCUACAUAGACAAAGUAUUUGAGAUAGCAUUAGGGAGAGCUUUUCUCAAAUCAGACACGGAAAUGAUUGCACUUCUACUAGCUCUUGAAGUUCCUUGGGACAUCAUGUUUAGCUCUAAUUCUCUGAACUCAGUACUCACUGGCUGCACGGUAACAACAAUUACGGUGGCGCUGAGGUUGUUCAGCUAUCUGAAAGUUGACGAUAGUACAGAAUAUUCUCCAUAUUGGGAUGAAGGAGUAUUACGCCGUGAGAUCAUGGAUGGCAUUCAGCCAGGCAUGUGUAGCCUUCCUAGCGAUGUUGGAACGGUUGACAACUAUGCACCACCUAUCUUCGAGACCAUUGUCUAUAAUAGGCCUCUCAACUUAUGGCUUAUUCUGUCUCUCGGUGGCAACCCGAAUGUCAGGUAUAUGGGAAUGACAGCGCUCCAUUUCGCCGUGAAGAUGCUUCGUCCGUUGCUUGUGGCAAUGCUUCUCGCUUUUGAUGCUGACCCAAAUACGAGAGACACCAGGCAUGAAUAUGAGACUCCUCUUCAUCAAAUAUCUCGCCAGCACAUGCGUCCGCUGAAUACCCCCAGGGAUACAUAUUUUCAGGCCCUUGAUGUCUUCGGUGACAAGUUUGUCCCUGCGCCUGAAUACCCAGACGAGGAUAACAAUCACAGGCGACUUAUCAUUCGCCUUCUUGUGGAAUACGGUGCUGACCUCAAUGCACUAUGCGCCGAGGGUAUGACACCACUCACCAAAGCUGUCCUUUCACAAUUACCACACGCGCCUAUUAUCGCAAAAUAUUUGAUUGAGUUGGGUGCAGACUCCUCAAUUGCAGGAGCAUCUGGCUUCUCUUCAUUGCAUGCUGCCAGCACAAAAGGCAGUUUACAGCUUUUAAGAUAUAUUUUAUACUUGCCAGGCCGCUCUAUGUUGAAUCUACGCUCAAAAAAUGGGACGACGCCUCUAAUGGCAGCAUCAACUGACGAUGACCGAGCACGUCAUCUUAUUGAGCUAUUGGAGGCUGGAGCGGACAUAGGUCUUCGAAAUAAUAGCGGCCACAAUGCCCUCUCCAUAGCGAUGAAGCACUCCCGAAAGAUUAUUUUUGACAUUCUGAUUACGCAUAUCACACAGGUUCCGCCCCGUCUGCGGGAGGCAGUUUUUGUGAAUGCAGUCUCUGGUAUUACGGCCGCUCACGAUGCGUUUGCCUCCAAGGACCAAGAAAUGAUACCACACUUUCUACGUCGAAUGAUACCCAUUAUGACGCAUUUUCACCGGCCAAACAAAUCUGGCCUUACACCGCUACACCUUGCUGUGCUUAAGAAGCAUACAGCAGCCCUGAGACUUCUACUGGAUAACGGGGCCAAUGUAGAUGCAAAAACUGACAAAGGAAUGAACCCCCUGGAUCUUGCACGCGGACUUCGUGAGCGUACCUUCGUUAAUAUACUUCUUCGUUGGAAAGGAGAGAGUCAAAUGAGAAACGAACCUCCUUUGGCGCCAGAACAGUUCCAAUCAUUAUCCGCGGCUUCUGCUCAAUACGCCGAUGAAGUAGCAAGCAUGCACGGUGAAGGGAAUGGUUCCACGUCUCAGAGCGCAGAAACUGAUUUGCAAGCUGCACGUUACAAGCAGAAGCUCAUGAACGAUAGUCAAUAUAUACCCAACGAUCGAUUCACUCGGGAUACUGCUGACCCGUCGAAAGGAAUUACCAAGAUAGAGGAGGUCCACUCGAAGAUGCUGGAAAUAUCCGUAUCGAGAAAGGGAGAGCAGGACUAUACUUCGCUAUGGAGGAUGAACAAUUUAGGAUGCGUGUACGAGCGGUUUGGUAGAUUAUUUAACGCCGAGACCAUAUACAGAAAGGGUUGGAAUAUAUCUCUUGAGGUUCUCGGGAACAAUCAUAUUCUUACGGCGGAUUUUGCUAACAAACUAGUCCGAGUCUUGGAGGACCUGGGUCGGCCUGAGGACCCAGUGUUGACCGAAUGGAUAUCCUGGUAUGGGAAGGAUACGUUGGAGCCACCACUCUUUCAAUUGCGGUUUCAACCGGGCAAUGCAUAUAGCAGUUCUACUUCAUCCACUCGGCCAGAAGUUGAGGAGACUUGCGCGCGCCUGGAGUGCAACAACUCCAGUCGGCUUACAUGCCAAAGUGAGAGAUCCACCAAUUCCUCCGAAGGGUACAGCAUAAAAUAA
Coccidioides posadasii C735 delta SOWgp is the source of this 3879-nucleotide messenger RNA. NCBI's taxonomy places the organism in Eukaryota, Fungi, Ascomycota, Eurotiomycetes, Onygenales, Onygenaceae. The record is from RefSeq and is a predicted model, not a curated record.